AAGUCAGGAGGGGAGAGGGGGCUGUGGAGGCUGGGGGGAGCAGUGGUCACACCAACACCUUGGAAUUGGGCUGGGUCUGCGUGGAGCCCCAGAGAUGUUCCCCAGCCCAUUCUUUGCAAGAACCAAUGAGUAAAAUUAGCGGCCUCCCACCUGAGGUCAGGGAACCAGGCCCUGGAGUGGAACUGGGGGUGGAAAAUGGCCUUCUUUGUCAACUGAUUCAUUCUCCAGAAUUCAACUUGUUCUCUGACUCGGUGGUGUUUGAAAGCAACUUUAUCCAGGUCACUAAGCCCGGGAGCUGGAUAGAUGUCUAUGAAGGUUCUACCACUGUGAUUCUUGGGGUGACCUCCUCAGUGCCCUCCUUGCCACUCCCCAACGUCCUCCUGAUGGCCACCAUCACCUGGCCCCAGGGUCAGUUUUCCACCCAGAGCUCACCUGAUUGUGCUCCAGUAGUCACCCUCAACAGGAUUCUCCCCCUGAAGUUUGUGGAGCUACGAAUCUGUGACCGGCUACAACGCAUCCUGAGAAUUAGAACAGUGACUGGAAAGAUCUACUACCUGAAGCUCCACGAAAAACACCCAGAGGCCGUGUUUCAAUUCUGGAUCCGCUUGGUGAAAAUUCUGCAGAAAGGUCUGUCCAUCACUACCAAAGACCCGAGAAUCCAAUUCACUCACUGCCUGGUGCCCAAAAUGUCCAACAGCUCCACCGAUAUAACACCUGAGAGCAGUCUCCCAUCAUCCUCCCAGCCCAGCGAAACCUUCAUGCUGUUGGCAGCCGAGCAGACCAGUGACAGUUUCUCGAAUAUCUCAGGAAGGCCCCUGCUCACAGCAGACAGUAACACCAAUGUUGCCAUCAAAAUAAACAAUUUGGACAGCUGUAAGACCCCAUCGCGAGUGCCAUCUCCAGUCAAUUUGAAUCAAAUACCCAUGAGAGCCGCCUUGAGCCACAGCCUCUGGGAACAAGAAAAUCCAGAUGAGCACUUCCUGCACGUUCCCGUUGCCAGCUCCCUAGGAGAGAACUUUUUUGGACCCUGACACCUACCCAGAAUGGGGUGAUUUUCCCAAGCUUCAUUCAAUGCACUUGCUACAGCCUCCUAUCAAUGCUGUGGGCCAAAAGACCAUGGGAGAGGUAUGAUGGUGUUUAUAACCAAGUGCUUCUAUACUUCCACCAAUAAACCUCCAAGUGAGUUCCUAAUU
Suricata suricatta (meerkat) is the source of this 1193-nucleotide messenger RNA. RefSeq names its product family with sequence similarity 71 member F2 (gene GARIN1A). The coding region runs from base 126 to 1031 and encodes 301 amino acids. Gene Ontology annotation, cellular component: nucleus. The record is from RefSeq and is a predicted model, not a curated record. Lineage: Eukaryota; Metazoa; Chordata; Mammalia; Carnivora; Herpestidae. The transcript has 5 exons.